CUCGUCAUCAUUCGUGAUCGUGCACCAUUAAGGUUGCCUCCAGGACAGCAUCUCCAUACUAGCAUGUAUAUUACUUCGUUCAUCUUCUAACUGGUGUAAAAUUUCUUGAGUUCUAGGUUGAAUAAGCGAUUGACUUGCCAAUGGCGUCGCGUCCUUUGAGUGCCCCUGCUACGCCAGCGCCAACGCAGCUGCAAGGCUGGCGAACUCGGCGCAACGAGCAGCUGUCGUUCUUAGUGGCGUAUGAUGGCACGAUUCCGACUCGAAACGCGCUCAACCUGUGCACGGACUUCUUUCUGAAGCAUAAACCUGCGGCGACGCUAGAUGUCUUGCACGUGUACGAUCCGACGGUGCAACAGGGCUUGCCGUACGCGUCCAAGGCCAAGACUUUAGCGGGUAUACCCACAGAUUGAGACUCCUUGCGAGCCGCAAGGGGCCCACCAAACGUUCUAGUUUCAGGCAAGGGUUCCACGUCCUCCUCCUCUCAUCGAUGCAAGAACGUUGUAAGUAGUUGCUUCAACCCACCAACUAACCAAUUGUCUCUGAGGUGAACUCGACGGCCAUGCGUGUGUGUUGGGGCCGCACCGUUACAGGUCUCACGUGGUUGGUAAGAUCUUGGCGGAGGGAGACAGGGCCACGCUCAUCGGAAAGACGGUUUUGCAGUUCACCGAAAAGACAGCUGCAUUGGCGGCACAAGCGGCACCGGCCGCAGCAGCGACUCGACUACCGCGACCUGCGUACAUACAGAACCAAGUCGGGCUGGGGCAUUUGAACCUAGAAGGAGGAAACGUCACUUCAAAAGAGCAGAGUCAAGUAUCUAUCGACCUGACUGUGAUGGGCCACGUUAUCUUUCAUACCUUUGACUCCUGAGUAGAAAGUUUGGCAUGUGUUUAAAACAAAGGUAGAAAAGAGGGUAGAAAAUUUUUCGCGAGCUAAUUGUAGUUUGGCUGCAGGUUGCGGUUGCGUUUUUUUUGUCGCCACGAGAACAGCCAAGGAUAGUUCAGCUCAAGCAUGAGAGUUUUGUUUUUCUUUUUCGCGCAUCUAGAUAAAGAAUAUUUGGAAUACAUAGUUACUCCUCGUUUUUUCUUCUAAGGAACUCUCGCCAACCGGAGAAGAGGAACAAUUGGCUUCAAGUAAGUACGUCGACUUCCUGGUGCUGGGGUUUAAGGCAACUCGCCGAUUUAAGUCCGUAGAUGAGGUGCUCCUGUCAUCAAGCAUCCAUCACUGUAUGCAAAACGCCUCUUGUAGUUUGGUCAUAGUGCGGAAUCGCUUUGAUCCUGGGGCUUUCGCAAAACACAUGUCCGUGUCUGAAGUUCUCGCAAAAAGAAGAUUUCAAAAGUACACUUCUUGCAUACACGUCUACAAUUACACAUUGCAGUGUCGACGUCUGACUUCUUAGAUAGGUGUGACACAAGCUGAGAUUAUCACGUUGGGCGAUUCAGUCUGCGGAUACCGAUUCUGCAUCUUAAAUGUUACUUUGUAUAAUCUCCUGUUCUCAUCUCAAAGAAAUUGCUCCUCCUCUCGCCAGAUACGACUUUUUCGGCGGCACGGGCGGGGUGGAGAGUCAGAAUGACGCCGUGCAGCGCGAGAUUGCGGGGGAGGCUGAGGCCAGGAGCAGGGGUUGCCAUAUCCUCGUUUGCGUCGAUGGCAAUCCGUGGAGUGAGAAAGCGAUUAGCGAUGCUCUUCGCCUCUCUGGCAUCGAGAAGUCGGCGUUUAAUGAGGCGCGCAACGACAAGAUCACUAUUUUGCACAUAGUGAAGCCCGAAGUUGUUAGUAUAUGUAUGGCUAACAAGAUGGUUUGUGUCCUCGUUUAACUUGCUGUGUAGGUUUCCGUUGGCGAAAGCAAAAGAACACUCAAUUCGCUAGACCAAGGAGGAUUUGGAUUUCUUACAAUCUAUACAAAACUCUUUUUUUAAGCGAAAAGCAGCAUAGAGAAGAAAUCUAGCUUUUUUCAUCAAGCGUGGCGGUGAUUCCGCGCAGCAGACGGAGGACGGCGAGCGGCCACUCGAGACGCCCUACGAGCACCUAGCAGGAGGCUACGCUGGCACGUCCCGGACAAGCAGUAGAAGCGCCAACACGACGCAUAGAUCGGAGUACAAGUCGUCAGAGCAGUACUACCGAAAAAUGGUGGGGCGUUGGGUAGAGCGUAAUUUCCGCGAACAGCUGGUGAACGACGAACUAGCUGACGAUCGUAGCUUACGAGAAAGAGAAGCUCGAUUGUCUGUGCAGAGGCAAGCGGUGGACCGCGCUCGGGAUAAAGCCGAGAUACAAGAACUAGAGGCGCGCCGGACAGAGUGGGCGGACCGGGAGGUAAUCUGGGAGCAGGAGGAGCAAGCACGACAGUGGACUGCUAUUAAGCGGCGCGCAUCAACAAGCGGAGCAAGAACGACAGCCGCUGCUCCACCAAACAAGUCUUCCUCUGCGGCAGAGCAGGAGGAACCCGCUGCACGGCCUGCGACGGCGGCGAGGGGAUCUAAGAGCACAGUGAAGAAACCAGGAGAACUCAUGCGAGAGCGCGACGCACCUGUUCACCGUCGUUCCUCAGUGCGGCCCGCAACAGCCGCAGACGCAACAAAGCGCGCGGGCAGUAGCGUGGUGGGGAGUAGAAACUCAAGUAACAGCAAAGCGAGAAGUGAAAGCGACUAUCUCGUCGGAGGAACACAGCAGGUAACGCUAGAUGAUAAUUCAGGAGCGGUGUCUGUAAGCGGAGGUAGCACGACCGCACCCUCGUCAAAUGCCGGCUAUAGGUCUGACAGUGGCAACAGCUCUCUCGAUCCUAGCAGCAGCGCGGCAGCUGGCGCAGUAGGCGUGCGCAAAGUUCGAUCGGCCGUGCAGACACUGCGUCUGAAUGCGCGCCUGUGGACCAUCCGCAAGUCGCGGAAGCACCUCACGCGAGACGAGAAGCUAGCGAAAAUGUUGUCGAAAAUCGAGUUUCGCACGAAGGCAGCAACAGCCGGACGCUCCGUGGCGCAGGACAUACUGCAAUUUGCCGAGAGCGAGAAUGUCAACCUCCUCUGCAUGGGGACUGACGCGGGGCGACUGAAAAAACUGCAGUCCUAUCUCGGAUCGGUGGCGGCGCACGUACUCUGCGAGUCGGACAUUCCGGUUGUUAUAGCGCGCUACGACGAAAAAACGUUCUCUGGGCUCAUGGACAGCAAAAGUCGCGCCCAUCCUGCGGCGCCUGCUCCAUCCAAGUUGGAGGCUGCUACGACAGUUGGCGCAGACCCGCAACAGCGUUUGGCUUUUUAGGAGGAGCAUUCGCUCUCAUUAGUCAUCUGGUAAUGCUUAGUUUACAAAAGUGUGCAUGACGCCGCUAAAACAUUCUCAUGUGAAUUUUGAUUUUAUAGUUUGCUUUUCGUUCAUAAACUUCACCUUUUUCUUCUCCUCUUGACAAAACUGAAAAUGAACUAGAAUGUGCAUUUUCCUGAUCAUGCCAAUGAGUCAAAUACUAUAGUACAUCUUCAUACAUGUUCCAGCAACUCAGUGCCCUUGUUCGAGUCAUAGGAGACCAAGGCUAAGAUAGAAAAAGUAUACAUUAAAUAAAUCAGGAUUUUCAAGUUUUACCAGAGGUUUGCACAGUGCCUGCAAGGACAAUGGAACCUACUCUGGUAUGUAGUAGUGCUCUUACCUUAUUGUCCAUACUUUGCGAAUGUUGCAAAAUGUUGCAAGUAAACCAUCAUUUAUGAUGUAAUAGAUGAAAUAAAUCGAGAUAUUAUUUGUCCUGGUAUAUUUGAACUUGUUUCUGAGGGCUUUUUAACACAAAGAGCUCAUCCAAAUCCAGCAUAAAUAAUAUCAACUGCAUGGUGAUAUAAGUGACCGAAAGCUACUUCAUUGAAAUUCCGGUGGUCUGCGCUUUUACUGCGAUUGAGUGGUUGAAAUUCAUUGUCUUCGAAUCGCAUGCGCAUGUGAGACAUACCUCAUAAUGAAUGUUCACCUAGAUGUACCACAUCAGCAAUUUUGUCUGGCGCUCGGGCGGAAUGGAAAUGGACCGAUCCGUAUUAUCUUUCUCUGCGGCUGGUGGG
Amoebophrya sp. A25 is the source of this 4019-nucleotide messenger RNA. The record is from the annotation of a GenBank genome assembly. NCBI's taxonomy places the organism in Eukaryota, Dinophyceae, Syndiniales, Amoebophryaceae.